Molecule: messenger RNA, 2174 nt
Organism: Pungitius pungitius (ninespine stickleback)
Lineage: Eukaryota; Metazoa; Chordata; Actinopteri; Perciformes; Gasterosteidae
Gene: p4htmb
Product: prolyl 4-hydroxylase, transmembrane b
Exons: 9
Coding region: 444-1913 (489 amino acids)
Biological process (GO): peptidyl-proline hydroxylation to 4-hydroxy-L-proline
Cellular component (GO): endoplasmic reticulum
Molecular function (GO): procollagen-proline 4-dioxygenase activity; L-ascorbic acid binding; iron ion binding
Source: RefSeq, a predicted model, not a curated record
GGGCGAUGACGUAAACAUAAGAGGACACAGUGCGGGCCGUGGUGUGAGAUGCUCUCAGUGAUUAUUAGUCCCGGUCGAGGCCGCAUCAGGUGCCGGCCCGUGGUUCGGGGAGAUGAGCGCCCCCGCGGUUCGGGAUGCGCAGUGCGCUUCGCAGCUGACUGAGGAUGCUGCAGAGUAAACAAGACGAGCACGCAGCACGGUGUCCAGUGUGUGUUUUGCUUCCGAUCCGAAAUGAGCACGAUGAUGACCCCUGGAUGGGGUUUUGAGGAGGGACCUGGUUCCACUGCGCAACGACUUCAUUUCCGCAGCGGAGAAUCUGCCUUUUUUUUCUGUCCACAUUGCCAAUUCUAACUAAGCAGUCGGCAAAACGUAUCGCUGGAUCACACCACGUGGACUUUCUCUGUGGAGGAAGUAUCGACACCUUUUUGAAAUCGGUAAACAAAAUGAGUAGCCGGGACACAUCGGACGGCACCACUGCGUCCGGGAGCACGACCUCCCCGCUGCGGCCGCCGAGCGACCGCGUCCCCUGCAACAAGACCGGCGUGUGCUCCCGCUCCUACUUCGUGGUGGUGAUGGUGUUUUUUCACGUGUACAUCAUUAACGUCAUAGCGCUGCUGUUUUACGUGCACUACAACAACGGGCAGGAAGAUGCCAGCCUUGAUGCUCCGAGCAGAAACCCCCAGCGCACCGAGGCGAGACCUCCGCCAUCGAAGCCCGCGCCUCUGCGCGAUGUUUCCCUCACAAGGAUCGAGGGGAUAAGGGUGGGACACGUCCAGAAGGUGUCACUGGUGCCAAGCAAAGUGCAUGAAAUGAGGACUCUGAGUCUCAAACCACUGCUGUUUGAGAUCCCUGGGUUUUUGUCCGAGGAUGAGUGCCGUGUGGUAAUGCAACUUGCUCAGCUAAAGGGCCUAAUGGAGAGUCAGCUGAUGGUGCAAGAAGGCCAGGAGGAGCUGGCCAAGGAGCUCAACCUCAGCCCAGAGGAGAUCUUCAACCUCCUUGAUAUCAACCAGGAUGGACAGUUACAGCUCCACGAGAUACUGACUCAUUCCCGAGUGAGGGACGGGAUCUGGCUCACACCGGAGAAUCUGAGAGAAAUCUAUGCUGGGCUCAAAGCUGACAAGGAUGGUAAUGAUUUGCUGAGUCUAGAAGAGUUUAAGCUUCUGAGCAAUGAUGCCUUCCAGCGCUUCUUGCUGCAGCGAGGGCUGAAGAGGAGUCAGCUGGUGAGGAACAGCAAGCACACCUGGCUGUAUCAGGGCAAAGGAGCACAUCAGGUCCUCCAAGACAUCAAGGCGAGAGUGACUCGUCUCACUCGGCUCCCGCCCGCACUGGUGGACCUCAGUGAGCCCCUCCAGGUGGUCCGCUAUGAGGAGGGAGGACACUACCACGGCCACCACGACAGCGGCCCUGUGUACCCUGAAACCGCAUGCACGCACACGCGCCUCGCGGCCAACACCUCCGCUCCGUUUGAGACGUCUUGCAGGUACAUCACAGUUCUCUUCUACCUGAACUCUGUCGAGGGGGGAGGGGAGACCGCGUUCCCUGUGGCAGACAACAGGACCUAUGAUGAAGUGUCUCUCAUACAGAAUAACGUUGAUCUUUUGGACACCAGAAGGAAUUGUGACAAGAGCAACCUGAAGGUGAAGCCCAGCAAAGGGACAGCUGUUUUCUGGUACAACUACCUUUCUGAUGGAAAAGGUUGGGUGGGAGAGCAGGAUGAAUACGCCCUGCAUGGAGGCUGUGUGGUCACUCGUGGCACUAAGUGGGUCGCAAAUAAAUGGAUAAACAUUGAUCCAGAUUACCAGCGCCAGGCUCGCUAUCAGCAGCUGGUUUCACAGCAAGCAGAGGAUGAAGAUGACGAAGGUUUUCCUUUGAACCCGGACCAACAUGCUUCUGAUACCCAUCAAGAAUUGUAGCUUGUAAACCAGAUUUACACACAAAAUAACUACCUAGUCUUCCUCAGUUGUAUGCACGACUUCAUAGAGCAAGAUCCUUUAUGUCAGGAUUUCAGAGACAAGAUUUAUUCAGGGAAUGAGGUCAGAUUGAGUUUAUGCAACUGUAAAGAAAUGACUUAGAUAUUGUUAUCUAAAGAUGCACCAAUACAGAUUUCUGUCUGAUACUGACUCAAAUACCUGGAUCAUCAUCAUUUUAGUUCAUUAAUAUGUUUGUAUUUAUUU